Maniola jurtina (meadow brown) is the source of this 974-nucleotide messenger RNA. RefSeq names its product transmembrane protein 223. Lineage: Eukaryota; Metazoa; Arthropoda; Insecta; Lepidoptera; Nymphalidae. Bases 100 to 774 code for a protein of 224 amino acids. The transcript has 2 exons. Gene Ontology annotation, biological process: nervous system development. The record is from RefSeq and is a predicted model, not a curated record. Gene Ontology annotation, cellular component: mitochondrion.
UUGGCAAAAUAUUUUCUCUGAAUUUUUGGAACAUUUUCAGGUUAUGUUGUGGUUAUGAUAGCGAAACAUUAGAAAGAAAAAUAAUUAGAACAUUUAAUAAUGUCCUUUUUAUCCUACGCGUCAAUAGUUCUAAAAAAGGCCGCUACAUUACGAUAUUCAUUGAAGAGGAACUGUGUUAAAAUUAAUAAUAGCGCAACUUUUAGUUCGGCUGUAACGAAAACAAUUCACGAUGUCAACACGAACGUUACAAAAGAUGUAAUACUAUUUAAAUACGAGAAUCCUAAAUUCUAUAUGUACAUGAAUAUAUUUGCCGUCGUCCAGUAUAUGUUUUGGACGUAUUUAGGAAUGUUCGCCUUACAAAAUCUAAAAGACGCCCCUGUGGAUAAAUCUGCAAUUUCUGAAGAUACUCCUUGGUAUAGAAAAAUAAAUUUGGGUGAAAAUAAGUACAGGAAUACUCUAGGAGCUGUAGCAGUUGUUAUUGGAUUUGGUUCCUUAGCCAUGAUAUGGAUGUACACUCUCAAAUCGGUGCGCUACCUAAUCCUAAACAAGGGAGGCCACCAUCUAACUUUCAUCACAUACUCACCCUUUGGAAACAAUAGAAUGAUGAAGGUACCUAUUGAAUUUGUGUGUUGCAAGGAAAGUCGAAAGCUGGCUAAAGUUCAGCUUCCUUUGAAGGUGAAAAACACAGCAAUGCAUUAUAUGCUAGACAUGAGGGGGGAAUUCAAAAAUCCAUUGCUUUUUGAUUGUACAGCUGGUUUGAAGAGAACAUGGUGAACCUUAGUGUUUUACUACUUGUUAAAAUCAAAGUCAGAUCAGGAAAAUAUGUACAUACAGCAUUUCAUGUCUAAGUAAAAUAUUUUUAUUUUGCUUGAAGAACUGUUUAGGUUGGUGAAUUACCUAGCUAGCUUAAAGCUUAAAGAUUGUAAAAAUCUGGAUGGAUUCUUAUCAUUAAUCAUCAUUUCAUUAUUAUUGUA